AAGUGGGCAUGGAUGUAGGUAGUGGGUUGAAUUAAAUUGAACUAUGGCGAGUGGUUAAUAACAGAAGAAACGUGGCAAACGACCAGUCUCUCUGAUGUUGCUCUGCUGUUCGGACAAGUACGUGUUUUUAAAAGACCGUGUAAUGUUGAAGAAGGAAACAACCGCUACGCAGUGCUAACUUCCAGCUACGCUAACAGCUAGCAGAGGAAGCAGUCAUGGCAGAGGUCGGAGCCCAUCUGACUUCCACCACUGGGAAUGAGCUGCCAUCAAUCUUUGAGCUCCUGGCACAGGAGUCUCUUAUGGAGGCGGUCAAACCGGCACUGAGACAUGCUAUCAAGGUUUUGGCAGAGUCCAACCCGUCCCGUUUUGGCUUCCUGUGGAGGCGCUUUGAUGAGCUAUACCUGCUGCUGGACCUCCUUCUCCAGAACCACUUCCUGUCUCACUGCAGUGCCUCUUUCUCUGAGAACUUUUACGGCCUGAAGAGAGUUCCAGGAGGACGAGGACUUCCCGUUCGCCUGGGCCUGUACCGAAAGUCACACUGGCGCUCUCUUCUUCUUCUGUGCUUGGUGCCGUACCUGCGGGCCAAGCUGGAGGCGACGCUGGCCAAGCAGAGGGACGAGGAGGACUUCUCCAUCCGGCUGGCACAGAGCAGGAGCCAGAGGCUGUACCGGGCGGCCGUGGCAGCUUACCCGUACGUCAGCUCAGCUUGGCAGGCCUGGGUCUUCUGCCAGCAACUGCUCUUUGUCUUUGGAGUCGCAAAGACCCAUAACCCACUGCUCUGGCUGGCCAGGGUCAGACUGGCACGACUUACCGUUCAAGAUAUCAGAGAAAUGGAGCUGAUGAGCAGCAAAACUGACAACCCAGCUGGCGGGAGCCUGCUGCAGAGAGCGUGGUGUCUGAUGUCACAAGCAGCGCGUGGCGUGGCCAUGUCCCUCUCCACCUCCCUCUCAGUGGGCGUAUUCUUCCUGCAGUUCCUGGAGUGGUGGUACUCUUCAGAGAACCAGAGCACCGUGAAAACCCUCACCUCCCAGCCCGCUCCUCCGCCCCCCCUCCACCUGCAGCAGGAGCAGAAUGGACGGGACUCUCCAUCCAUCUCAGCCAAUCGCAGCAAAGACACCGUAGCUGGCUCUGACAACAGACACUGUCCACUGUGCCGGAGGACGCGCACAAACGCCACGGUGCUGUCCACCUCCGGCUUCGUCUUCUGCUACCGCUGCAUCUACACGUACGUGAAAGCCAACCGCCGAUGUCCGGUCACGGGCUACCCCAGCGAGCCACAACACCUCAUCAAGAUCUAUUCACCAGAGAACUAGAACACAUUCAAGUCUACAGGUGCAUCUCAAUAAAUUAGAAUACCAUAGAAAAAUGUAUUUAUGUCAGUAAUUCAGUUCAAAAAGUGUGAAUAACACAUUAUAUAGAUCCAUUAUUAUGGAUAUGGAUACUUUAAUAUGUAAAUGUUGGCCUCUGAAAAGUAUGUCCAUCUAUAUGACUCAAUACUUGGUUGGGGCUGUUUGACUUGAACUACUGGAAAUGGACUUUUCCAUGAUGAUCUAAUUUAUUGAGAUGCACUUGUACUUUCUGUCUACAGAAUCUUCCAGAAAUAAAGGAAGCGGCCUUAUUUUUGUUUACGAGUUGCAGGGUUAUUAAAAUGGGUUCUCAAAUGUACAUAGUGUUUGAUUAGAGAUACCAGCUGAUUAAUAUGAUUUUCCUGCAGUAAAUGAAAAAUUGUCUCUGAUCAGUAACUGUAAGUGAUUGGAUGGCUUGAAUUUUUUCCCUCUCUAUGUGACAGUAACUUGAUGCUGAUUGUUUUUAUAAGCUGAUUCCAUAUGAGUAUAUUUAAUUUUGACUACUUCAAAUCAAAGAGAAAUACAUUUCAAACAAUUCAGUUGUCUUCUCAAUUAAUCGUAACUGUCCAUUAAAUGUCUAUAGUACAGACAUAGAGUACAAGUGAAAUGUCUUUGGCCAGCACUUGAAAACCCAAAGAACAGAAAACCUUUAAAUUAGUGAUGGGACGUACUGUGCUGAGGCUUCGGAGCGUGUGUCGAGAAAUCCAGGAAGUUUUUUAUGCUUGUGUCGAGGCUUGAUUUUUAAGGGCAGGUGACGUCAUUGAUUCAGGGAGUGGUUAGAGUGUUUGAGUGACUUAUGAACAUAGAUAAAAUGCAAUGGGUCCCCGCAAAAUUGAGUCAAAGCACAGUGGCAAAAUUAUUGUUUUUUUUAAUAAAAAAGGAAUAAAGUCAUCAUCAGCCCAGUAUUCAUAAGCACAAUCACUGUCUAAUCUUUGGAAAACACUGCAACAGUUUUAACAUAAACAUCUCAUGUCCUAUUGGAUUUAUGAAAAGAAAAAUUUAACUUUUGGUGAACCAAUCGGAUGGAAAGCUUCAAGGCUUCAUGGGGCUUCAUCUGGCCAUCACUAUUUUAAAUAUUAUAAAAAAAAUUUAGGGGGGUCACAGCCACAGGGAACCAGUGCAGGCAAAGUGGCACAAACUGGCUAAUUCUUAUCUCAGUUAAUCAAAUUCAGCAGCCAAUACAAAAGAUUCAGUCUGUGGCCUGUAAGACACAAUUUAAGUUACGCUUCUAGUUAAGCCCCUCUCUUUGAGUGAGCAGGCAGACCACUCUCACCAGUCUUUCGGAUCAGUGGGUGACAGCUCUACCAACUGAGCAACAGCCGCUCAAAGGGGUCAUGUUUGGACACAUUUUUUUGCUCUUUUUAGACUUUUUUAAAAUUUGACCAUUUUUGACAAAAAUCUACAUGACUUUCUCAUUUUUGGACAUCACACAAUAUGGUGUUUUUCCUGUAAUUUCUGGCCAUAUUAUGCUCUAACAUGUAUCAAAAGACUAUAGUUGGGCCAUGUCUAGCAUUUUUAAGGCAUUUUCAAAAUUUGACCAUUUUUUUACAAAAAUCAACAAGCUAUAGUAUGACUUCUUUUGAGAGGGUAAUUUUUGGACAUCCCAUAAUAUGGUGUUUUCCUACUAUUUUUGGACAAACUUUACUACCACAUGUAUCAAUCAUAUUGAGCAUUUUUUGACAUUUUAAAAUUGGACAUUUUGGACAAAAAUCAACAUACUAUAAUAUGACUUUUGAGUGGAAGUAGGCUGCCAUGGUCAGGGAUUGAACCAACAACCUUCCAAUCAGUGGGGGCCGCUCUACCAACUCAUCCACAGCUGCCUGACAUACCAUAUGAUUUUUUUUUGUUGAGGGGGUCAUGUUUGGACAUCCCAUAUAUGGUGUUUUUUCGCUCUUUUUGGACAAACUACACUACUGCGUGUAUCAACAGACUAUAAUUGGUCCAUUUUAAGAAUUUUUAGGCAUUUAAAAAUGUGACGAUUUUUGACAAAAAAACAACAUGCUAUAGUAUUACUUUCUUUUGAGAGGGUCACAGGGUGUUUUUCUGUAAUUUCUGGCCAUUAUUAUGCUCUAACAUGUAUCAGCAGACUAUAAUUGACCCAUUUCUGGCCUUUUUAGGCAUUUUGAAAUUUGACCUAUUCUGACAACUAUGACCUACUAUAGGAUGACUUCUUUUUGAGUGGGCGUAGGUUGCCAUGGCUCAUUAUCGAUGAACAAAGUCCGUGAGCUGCCUUGGUCAGGGAUCUAACCACAGCAGUGGUGGUGCUACACAGGGGCCUACAGGGGCCACUGCCUCUGUGAAGAAGCCCUUGGCCCCUGCUGUGGCCCCUGUCUCAAACUGAUAAUAAAAUGAUCAAUUUAUAACAAUGAAUGACGGAACAAUUCUUGCCUAUUUUUUUUCCCCAAACAAUAUUUCAUUGUACACAAGGAAACCAGAAUGUGUACAUUGUAUAAUAU
Centropristis striata (black sea bass) is the source of this 3802-nucleotide messenger RNA. RefSeq names its product peroxisomal biogenesis factor 12 (gene pex12). The record is from RefSeq and is a predicted model, not a curated record. Gene Ontology annotation, molecular function: protein binding; zinc ion binding; ubiquitin-protein transferase activity. Gene Ontology annotation, cellular component: peroxisomal importomer complex; peroxisomal membrane. Bases 216 to 1313 code for a protein of 365 amino acids. Lineage: Eukaryota; Metazoa; Chordata; Actinopteri; Perciformes; Serranidae. Gene Ontology annotation, biological process: protein import into peroxisome matrix; protein monoubiquitination. The transcript is spliced from 4 exons.